This is a messenger RNA of Rotaria socialis, 1398 nucleotides long. The record is from the annotation of a GenBank genome assembly. Lineage: Eukaryota; Metazoa; Rotifera; Eurotatoria; Philodinida; Philodinidae.
AUGCCGCCGCCACCUCCAUCACUUCCCCCACCAAUGCCUCUUGUCAAUGUGCCACGAGCACCGAUAUUUGAUGCUGAUCUUAUAGCAAAUGCAGCAGCCUCGUUGAAAAGUCGACCAAUUGACGAAUCUCCUACAUCGAGCGAAAAUACAACAGAAACUGCAAAUAUUCCUGCUAUUCUUGCUAAAAGUCUAAGUCGUCCUGGCGGUCCGAAACCGUUUACAUAUACACCAGGUGGUCUUGAUCUUUCAAAAAUACGUGAAUCAGCACGUGUUAGACGUCAUCGUGAAUACACUUCAAAUACUGAAGAACCAAACGAAACACAAGAAUCAGAUCCGAAUAUGAGUCGUCGAAUGAUUGUUCCACCUGAAAACAUAAGUCAACAUCAUUAUGUACCACAAAAUCCAUCUCAACCAUUUAAUCAAGCGCGUCAACAACCGACACCAGCAAAAAAACAUAUACAACACGAUGCAGACGUUGUUACACAAUCGCGUUCAUUUCAAAUGCUUCAAGGGUGGAUUUCGGAUAGUGAAAAAACUGUACCUACUGCAGUUGCACCACCAUCACAAUCGACAUCAGCAGCGACGGCAACAACAACAACAGCGGUGACGAACAAAUCAGCAGUUGCUCGCGCUGUCCUUGAUGAACAAAUGGGUAAUAAUGAUCGUGGCACUAAUUAUAAUAAUACAUCAGGUUUACCUUCACGAUCGUUUCGUUACUUACAAGAACAAUAUAAUACCAGUAAUGGUGAUAAUAAUAAAGAGACAACAGUGGAAGAAACUCCUAUAUCAGCUGAAAGGCUUGGUCUUCGACGUGGUAGUGGUAGUCAUAUGCCAUCACGAGCAUUUAAAAUUUUGCAAGAUCAAUGUGAUUCACAACAAGGACCUAUUAAUCGAAGCGGAGCAGUUAAUAAUAGAGAAGAUUUAAUGGAAAUUUACAAUAAACCACCACCAAGUUUUCGUGAACGUGAGCCAGAAGCUCCACGUUAUACGGGCGCAACAGUCCCAUCCCGUUCGUUUCGUUUUCUUCAAAUGAUGACACAAAAUGAUGAACAGAACGAUUCGAAACCUUUGACGGGUUAUAAUAAACCACAGCAAGUACCUAAUAAAUAUGACGAACAAAAUCUUUCAUUCAGUACAAAUAAAAUUGACACACAUCCAUCACGUUCAUUUAAGUAUUUACAAGAAAUGACAGGUGGACAACAAUCACCAACGACUGUUAUUGAAACUGAAAAACAAACAACUGUAGCAAAUAAUGGACAACAACAAAAGCAACCAUUGAAAAUGAAUAUUGCAAUUAAGCAAUCUCAACCCAUAAUUCAAGUCAAUACAACAAGUUCAAGUAGUCAAGGAAAUAUGAUUGAUAAAUUAUCUGCAGAUAUUGCAGCAACUGAUUUUUAA